ACCCCGGCAGCGGGCACAGCAGGCUUUUGUUUGGACAUUCCGUCGAAGGUGAAAAUUUUUCCCUCAAACUUUGGCACUAGCGGUUGUGGAAAAUUUUCGUGUUCCGUUAAUUGGCGAACAAAUUGAAGAGUAUUUUUUGAAAAUGACAACGUUGGAUCAAAAACGUGAAGCCUUUCGGAAGUAUCUGGAAUCGGCCGGAGCCAUCGAUUGCCUCUCGAAGGCACUGAUAAAACUCUACCAGGAAGAGCAAAAACCGGAAGAUGCCUGCAAGUUUAUUCGGCAAAUCAUGUGCGAAGCAUGCCCCACUGAUGAGCAAGUAUCGGAAAUGGCUCAAGAUUUGGAAAAUGCCAAGCAAAAAAUAUGCUGUCUAGAGAGGGAAAUUACCUCAAUGAAGGGCGAAAUCCGUCGAACACCCAGCGAAAUCGACUUGCUCCUAACGAAUGGAUUCAAGGAGCUAGGGGAAGACGAAGCUUGCCAGUCUCUGCUGAAAAAACACCUCACCGAGGAAAUUUUAGAAGAACUGAAAACCAAGAAAACUACGCUUAAAUCUACUCUGCUAGACUGCAUUCAGUCUGGGUUAGACAAUCACGACUCGGGUGUUGGCGUGUACGCAGCGGAUGCCGAAUGUUACGAACUGUUCGGGGCCCUGUUCAAUCCGGUCAUAGAGGAAUAUCAUGGCGGUUUCACAGCCGAAGCUCAGCACCCGGCCAGCGAUUGGGGCGAUGCGACCACCUUCGAGGACUUGGAUCCCGAUGGUGAUUACAUCAUUUCGACGCGAGUUCGUUGCGGUCGUUCCAUCGAGGGUUUUCCGUUUAAUCCAUGCCUUAAAAUGGCACAGUACGAAGAGAUUAUGGGGCGCGUCAAAUCGGUGCUAGAAGGUAUCGAAGCGGAUGAUUUGAAGGGAGCAUUCCACCCGCUAGAGAGCAUGACCAAGGAGCUGCAGCAGCAGUUAAUAGACGAUCAUUACCUGUUCAAGGAAGGUGAUAGAUUCCUGCAGUCGGCCAACGCGUGCCGCUUUUGGCCCAUCGGAAGGGCGAUUUUCAUCAACGAGAUGAAAACUUUUGUGGUUUGGGUGAACGAGGAGGAUCACCUGCGAAUUAUAUCGAUGGACGCCGGUGGGGAUUUAGGGGCCAUCUAUCAGCGGUUGAUCAACGCAGUAGAAAUCUUGGGUAAGGACAUUGCAUUUUCUCGGGCUGACCGGCUUGGCUAUCUGACGUUUUGUCCUUCGAAUCUGGGUACGACUAUACGUGCUUCGGUGCACAUUAAACUUCCCAACUUGGGUUCGAACCGUGGUGUGCUGGAGGAGACGGCAGCCAAGUAUAAUCUGCAGGUGCGUGGUACUCGUGGCGAACACACCGAAUCGGAAGAAGGGGUAUUCGACAUCUCUAACAAACGACGACUGGGACUGACAGAGUUCGAAGCCGUCAAGGAGAUGUAUGACGGCAUCCGCGAAUUGAUAGAACUGGAGAAGACAACCGAACCAGGAGAGGGAGGAUCAGCAAAGGAAUCUGUGAAAGGAUCAGUUGCGGAUGAACCAUCUGCCGGUGAAGAGUAGUGAGUGACGCCAUCAACCGAUCGGCAACACUCUAUCGCAAACAGACAAUAUUAACCUGAGGCAAUCGGCUUAAACGCGUCAGCAAUCGUUUUUUCUUCUCCCAUCAGUAGGAAUCAAAAUCAAAUGUAGAUUUGUUUAUAUUCGCCUUUGCUAUGUAGCAAUUUAUUGUCGCCCUCAGUGCCUCCACACAAUAAACGAGACAUUGAAAAUUGA
Messenger RNA from Wyeomyia smithii (pitcher-plant mosquito), 1768 nucleotides. Its product is annotated as arginine kinase 1-like. Gene Ontology annotation, biological process: phosphocreatine biosynthetic process. Gene Ontology annotation, molecular function: creatine kinase activity. The record is from RefSeq and is a predicted model, not a curated record. The transcript is spliced from 3 exons. The coding region runs from base 143 to 1555 and encodes 470 amino acids. NCBI's taxonomy places the organism in Eukaryota, Metazoa, Arthropoda, Insecta, Diptera, Culicidae.